Messenger RNA from Dendroctonus ponderosae (mountain pine beetle), 1238 nucleotides. RefSeq names its product trimeric intracellular cation channel type 1B.1. Bases 258 to 1088 code for a protein of 276 amino acids. Gene Ontology annotation, biological process: potassium ion transmembrane transport. The transcript has 6 exons. Gene Ontology annotation, molecular function: identical protein binding; potassium channel activity. Gene Ontology annotation, cellular component: membrane. The record is from RefSeq and is a predicted model, not a curated record. NCBI's taxonomy places the organism in Eukaryota, Metazoa, Arthropoda, Insecta, Coleoptera, Curculionidae.
UAUUAUGACCCAGUUAUCGAUGUGGAACCCACUAAGGUUCAUGUUACGUUAAUAAACUUUUGGUGUGCCUUUUUCAAUUAUAAACGAUUUUAAGCAAAUUCUGUCCGUAAUUUAUAUUAAUUGUGUGCUAAAAACGUUGAGUGCGAUUUAAGGAAGAUUUUAGAUCAGUUUGGGUCAUUUUAGAGCACGAAAAGAUUAAAUACUUUCGGGCCGUAAAAUAAUUCUCUAAGGUUUGCUAACCAUUUGGCCAACCAACCAUGGAUCCCGAAGCAUUCCUAGACAUCGCCAAUCAGGUGGUGAAACUCAAAAUGUUUCCAUACUUCGACAUAGCACAUUGUACGCUCUGUGCUCUCUCAGUUAGAGAGGAUCUAGGAAGCGGCUCGCAGACAUUUUCCAGGAAGCACCCUCUAUCCUGCUGGCUUUCCUAUAUGCUGGUUGUAUUCGCUGGGGGGAUGGUGGCAAACGGACUCUUGGCGGAACCCAUCUUGGCACCUCUUAAAAAUACACCUCAAGUCUUGGUUGCAACGGCUGUGUGGUACGUGAUUUUCUAUACUCCUCUAGACGUCGGUUACAAACUAGCCAAAUUCCUACCGGUAAAAAUCGUGUUUUCGGCAAUGAAGGAAAUCUACAGAUGCAAAAAGAUCUACGACGGAGUGACACACGCAGCCAAACUAUAUCCUAACGCUUAUUUGAUCAUGAUCAUUAUUGGAACACUUAAAGGCAACGGAGCGGGUUUCACCCGACUGAUGGAACGGCUUAUGAGGGGCGUCUGGACGCCCACUGCCAUGGAAUUUAUGCAGCCAACCUUCUACACCAAAGCGUCAUUGGUUGCUUCCAUUAUCUUCAUCUUAGACAAGAAAACUGAGUUGAUUUCCGCCCCUCAUGCUUUGGUAUAUUUCGGAAUCGUCAUAUUCUUGGUCUACUUUAAAUUAUCUUCUAUUAUUCUGGGCAUUCAUGAUCCCUUUAUUCCGUUCGAAAACUUGAUGUGUGCCCUAUUUUUUGGAGGCAUAUGGGACAGUCUGGCUAAGAUCUUUGGGAAAGGGCAAAUCAAGGAGGGCGAGGUGAAAGACGUGAAAAAGACAAACUAAAGAUAGCUGCAAAUUGGGUGGUAGAUUUGACGAGGUGCGGUUGUCCAAUUUAUCACCCCUGUGGUUUAUCCGAGGCGCCAAAGUUACACGUUUUGUAAUAUUGUACUAAAUUGUAAAUAUUUGAAAAUAUAAAGAACAAAACAUGAAUAA